Dufourea novaeangliae is the source of this 1810-nucleotide messenger RNA. It is a transcript of the gene Arr2, whose product is annotated as arrestin homolog. The coding region runs from base 36 to 1256 and encodes 406 amino acids. Gene Ontology annotation, biological process: signal transduction; G protein-coupled receptor internalization. The record is from RefSeq and is a predicted model, not a curated record. Gene Ontology annotation, cellular component: cytoplasm. The transcript has 7 exons. Gene Ontology annotation, molecular function: G protein-coupled receptor binding. Lineage: Eukaryota; Metazoa; Arthropoda; Insecta; Hymenoptera; Halictidae.
UUCUGCUAAUUCAUUUGAUUGGAAAAAAGUGCCAAAUGCUUCCUUUCCUGAUUUUGGCGUACGUCGUAGCCAUCAAGGUAUACAAGAAGACUACUCCAAAUGGGAAGGUCACGGUUUACCUUGGUAAAAGGGACUUCAUUGAUCACCUGGAAAGUGUAGACCCUAUUGAUGGCAUUGUUGUUAUUGAAAAUGAUUAUCUUCAGGGACGAAAGGUUUAUGGACAGGUGACAACUACAUUCCGCUAUGGCCGCGAAGAAGACGAGGUCAUGGGUGUCAAAUUCAGCAAGGAACUUGUCAUAUGUCGCGAGCAGAUAGUGCCAAUGAAGAAAGAAAAACAGGAUAUGACACCCGUCCAAGAACGUCUUCUAAAGAGGCUCGGAGAAAACGCAUAUCCUUUCUUAUUCCAGUUCCCACAGAACUCCCCCAGUUCUGUUACACUACAACCCGGAGAUGAUGAUCAAGGAAAACCAUUGGGAGUUGAAUAUACUAUCAGGAUAUACGUGGGUGAACACGAAGAAGACAAGGGCCACAAAAGGUCGUCUGUAGCAUUGGCAAUAAAAAAAUUGCAAUAUGCUCCACCUACAAGGGGACGUAAACUACCUAGCUCUCUAGUCUCCAAAGGAUUUACCUUUUCUCAGGGCAAAUUAAAUCUUGAAGUUACACUUGACAGGGAAAUUUACUAUCAUGGUGAAAAAGUAGCUGCGAACGUUAUAGUUACCAACAACUCUCGGAAAGCAGUGAAAAAUAUUAAGCUGUUUGUAGCACAGCACUGCGAGGUGACAAUGGUCAAUACUCAAUUCUCUCGACAUGUGGCUAGUUUAGAAACACGUGAAGGUUGUCCAAUUACACCCGGUGCAUCUUUUACAAAGCAGUUUUACCUUGUACCAUUGGCCAGCAGCAACAAGGAUCGACGUGGCAUUGCUCUUGACGGACAUCUAAAAGAUGAUGAUGUCAAUCUUGCAUCUUCAACUAUGGUUGCUGAUGGUAAAACUCCGAGUGAUGCUAUGGGUAUUGUUAUCUCUUACUCUGUGAGAGUGAAGUUGAACUGCGGCACUUUAGGUGGUGAAUUGGUUACGGACGUUCCAUUUAAGUUGAUGCAUCCUGCUCCAGGAGCUGCAGAAAAAGAGCGGGCUACUUUGAAGAAAAACAAGAGUGUAGACAGAACACGCUAUGAGAACUCUUGUUAUUCUAACGACGAUGAUGAUAAUAUCGUAUUCGAAGAUUUUGCUCGUCUGCGUCUGAAUGAACCGGAAUAAACCAUCUUCAAGGAGGAAAUUAUUUACGUCAAAAGAAUCAUAGAUUUAUUAUACUUUAUAUUUAUUUCUGAAUGCAAUAGAAUUGUAUUAAGUAGUAAAAAUACAACAUAAUGUAUAUAUGUAGGAUUCAUCAUUUCUACGAUUCUUUUGAUGUAAAUUAUAUUGAAGAAUUAACGGAAGAAGGUACAGAAAGUAAAAAGAUUACAAUAUCGAUAAAUGUGCGCAGCGACACAUGGAAGUAAAUAAAUAUUAAUCUAAGAGAAAAUGUGACAGAAAUACAAAAAAAGCGGAAAGUGUCGUAAAAAAAUGUAUAUUGUCUUAAAAUUUCUAUCCGAUGGUGGUGGUCGGUUAGAAAUUGGCAUAAAGACAAACAAAAAAAAUAAUUCCAAGUAAGCUUAAUAAAUACUUUAUAUUUGGCUAAGUUUAAAACUUUCCCGUUUUACCAGAAGUGACAUGUAUGCUACUAAUUUUGGUUUAUUAUGAUUAUAACGUGUCUGUAAAUGUUCAUUUAUUACAAACUGAUGCCAUUGUUGAGUUAUAAUCUAUAUGUUAGA